Molecule: messenger RNA, 1548 nt
Organism: Paramecium sonneborni
Lineage: Eukaryota; Ciliophora; Oligohymenophorea; Peniculida; Parameciidae
Source: the annotation of a GenBank genome assembly
UUAAAAUAUGGGCAAUAGCGAUAGUAGUGUUAGAGGCGCAAAAAUUAAAUCUGAAUUUGAAAUAAGAUAAGAUUCAUAUUAGGAUUUUCUAAAAAAAUUGUAUAAAAAAGAAGUUCAAAGUAAUAAUGAAACAGAUGAAUUGAAAAAAAAAGAAUAAGCAGAAAUUGAGAAUAUAAUACAGAAAGAAAAGAAUUAUGAAACAGACACAAUUGAAGAAUCUCCAAUCCAAUACGUAUAUUAAUAUUUAAAUGGUAGUUGGUACGAGUACUUUCUAAUAGAGAAUAAAUCAAUGUAGCUAAAGAUAUAAUUAAGGAGGAGUUGGAAAAAUACUUGGAAAAAAACAUUGAAAGUACAGUUUGGAGUAGUUUUUCUUAUUUUUAAAAUUGUUUUGCUGAUAUAUUUUGUUGUUCGUGCUGUUUAUAUUGCUAUAAAAAAUGCUGUCAAUAAUGCUAUUAAAAUUACUUUAAAAAUUGCUGUCGAAAAUACUGUUUUUAAUUCAAUUGCAAAUAAAUAGAAGUAAGUGAUUUUAAAACAUCAUCAAAUAAACUAGAUAAUAAUUGUAGAUUUUAUGGGAAAAUUUUAUUUGAUGACAUUUUAUUUAAGAGUUCUAUUUUAAAUACUCAAGAUUCACUUAAAUUAAAGGAGAUUUUAAAAUGUCCAGAUUUAGUUUAUUUAUUAAAAUAUUUAUUAGAUUGGAAGCAGGAUAAAAUUAUAAACAAUAUUUUAGAUGAUUUGAAGAGUGAAAAUGAAGAUGCUACUACUAAUUAGGUUAAAACUUAUAGUAAAGAAAACAGUAAUUUAAAAUAACUUAUACUGACUGCAGAUUUAGCUACAUUAUAACAGAUUUCAAUUUAUAAUAAUGAUUGGUAGUUUAAUAAAUAAUAAGAAGAUUUUGAAGAUUUAUAUAAUGGAUUUUGUUAUGGUAAGAGAUGUGGUUAUGGAAUUUAAAUUACAGAGAAUAGCAUUUAUAUAGGUUAAUUUUUUAAUAACAAAUAUCAUGGUUAUGGUAAAAUUUAGAAGGGUUUGUUAGAUGAUAAAAUAUUAGUCUAAAAGGAGGAGUUAUUUUUUGCAGAUGAGAAAGAAAAUGAUAUAUUUGAGUUUGAAAAUCACAUUAAUUCCUAUUAAAUGCCAAAUAAAAAUUCAUAACAAAUUAUAAAAUACCCAAGAACUGGUCAACAAUCUAUUGAAGAACCACCUAAGGAAUAUCUUGAAUAUUAUGUUGAAAAAUAAUAUUUAUAUGUAGGAGAACAUAAAAAUUCUAUAUUUAAUGGUUGGGGUAUUAUGAAAUUUUGUAAUGGUAAUUAAUACAAAGGGUAAUGGGAAGCAGGUGAGAUGCAUGGAACAGGACAUUUUACUUGGGUGAAUGGAGAAGAAUACUUAGGAGAAUAUGUCAAAGGGAAAAAACAUGGAUUUGGUAAAUAUAAAUAUGAUAACAAAAUUUAUCUUGGACCUUUUAAGGAUGGAUUAUAACAUGGAAAAGGACUAAUGAAAAGAGGUGAUAGUGAAUAUUUUGAAACAGAGUGGUAUGAAGGAAAAAUAUAGUAUUGA